Malania oleifera is the source of this 2567-nucleotide messenger RNA. Its product is annotated as mitogen-activated protein kinase kinase kinase 3-like. Gene Ontology annotation, biological process: protein phosphorylation. Lineage: Eukaryota; Viridiplantae; Streptophyta; Magnoliopsida; Santalales; Ximeniaceae. The transcript has 11 exons. The coding region runs from base 22 to 1695 and encodes 557 amino acids. The record is from RefSeq and is a predicted model, not a curated record. Gene Ontology annotation, molecular function: ATP binding; protein kinase activity.
AAAAAGGUAAAGCCCCAACCUAUGGUUCGUCUCUUGCCACUUCUUUGUUGGAAAAUGCCUUCUUGGUGGGACGAACACACUCGCAAUGCGGCUCUGGUGUCCAAUGAGCGCCACUUCACAAGCAGAGCUUCACCGCCCAGAAGCAGCAAUGGCGACGACAAGAAAGAGAAGAAACUGGAGAAGCCUGCGAGCUUCGACGAUGCCGUCCCCCUCGCACGCGAUUCCCCAGGAACCAGUCAUCACGAUUCUCAUGUUUUUCCCGCUAAAUCUUUUGAUGGGUCGUCCGACCUUUUGGGAUUCACGAGUUCACCGUCAAAUGUGGGGAAAGGGGUAAUUGAGGAGAAGAGACAUUAUCCUCUGCCUGUGCCCGCUGGUUCUUUCCAACCGAGGGUUGCUGGGUCUUGCUCCGAAUUGGUGUCCUGUUCAAAUUCUAGCUCAUCUGGGUCGUCGUCGUCAUCUUCUUCUCCUUCAUUUUCUACUUCAAAUGAUGAUGUCCGCGGGGAGUUCAAUUACUUAAGGACACAUGAAGAUACCAAAUUGAGCUUCUGGCUUACUUUAUGUCCAGGAUCGAGGGCUUCCAUUAAUUUCACCUUAGCACAGUAUCCGCUGUUGCAGGGCAAGAGUUUGGACUCCUCAUCAGGAAAGUGCAUAAAUGGGAGCCCGUGUCAUCCCCUGCCCCUCCCACCAGGUUCUCCUACUAUUCCUUCGCAGUGUCUUGAGUCAAAAUGGAAGAAAGGAAGACUUUUGGGAAGAGGAACUUUUGGGCACGUUUAUAGUGGAUUCAAUAGUGAAAAUGGACAAAUGUGUGCAAUAAAGGAAGUCCGGGUCAUAUCUGAUGAUCACACUUCUAGAGAAUGUCUCAAGCAACUGAACCAGGAGAUUGCAUUGCUUAGUCAGCUCUCGCAUCCAAACAUUGUUCAAUAUUAUGGAAGUGAAUUGGGAAGAGACAACCUCUCAGUGUUCUUGGAGUAUGUUUCGGGAGGCUCAAUCCUCAAAUUGCUCAGGGAAUAUGGCCCCUUCAAGGAGCCUGUUAUCCAAAGUUAUACCAGGCAAAUUCUUUCUGGGAUAGCCUACUUACAUGGAAGGAAUACAGUGCACAGAGAUAUCAAAGGGGCAAACAUACUAGUAGAUCCUAAUGGCGAAAUUAAGCUGGUUGAUUUUGGUUUGGCCAAACAUAUGAGUUCAUGUGCUUCAAUGCUUUCUUUUAGAGGAAGCCCUUAUUGGAUGGCACCAGAGGUUAUAUCAAAUACAAGUGGAUGCAGUCUCGCUGUGGAUAUAUGGAGUCUAGGGUGCACAGUUAUUGAGAUGGCAACAUCAAAACCGCCAUGGAGUCAGUAUGAGGGGGUAGCGGCAAUAUUUAAGAUUGCAAACAGCCAUGAUUUCCCUGAAAUCCCCAAUCACCUCUCAGACAAUGGAAAAAGUUUUGUGAAAUUAUGCCUGCAGAGGGAUCCAUCUGCUCGUCCCACAGCCGCACAGCUAUUGCAUCACCCAUUUAUCCAAGAGCAAGAGAGAAAAAGAGUGGGAAAACACAAUUUCCUUGAUGAUGCCCACCCUCCUGCCUUGGAUGCAGGCCAUUCAACGCUAGCUUCUUGUGUUUGUUCCACUAAAAUGACUACUUCUCUAUGCGAUGGAGAUCUUGGGAAGAAACAAAGCAAGGUUGCAUAUUUAAGAGCUUCAAAGAGCUCCCGAGUUUAAUGAAUAAAUCACGUCUUCUACAAUCAAUACAAAAAUGUAAACCAGCAGAGCGGAGUUAAAUCUGCUUUUUCGUCCAUAUCAUCAUCGUCAUUGUCAUUAUACUAACGGGACAAAACAGUUUUGCUCUUAUCACCUUGGCUUGGCAAGAGAUGCACAUGUUGGCAAGAUUACUACAUUGAGUUGUACAAGUCAUUGGAAGUAACUUCAUAACAUAUUUUGUGACCAAUGUCUUCACCUUCAAUACAAAAAUACAAACCAGCAUAGCAGAGUUCAAUGCCCUCAUCAUCAUCAUCAUUAUACUAAUGGGACAAAACAGUUUUGGCCUUGUCGCCUUGGCAAGACAUACACAUGUUCACAAAAUGAUGAAGCAUCAAAAGAAGUUCUCCUUGGACCAUGCUUGAAUUUAAAAUGGGCUGGCUUUGCUUCCAUAAUGCAUCAUUAUAGAGGGUUGUACUGCCUAUUUCAAGAAUGAACUUGAUAAGGUGCAAAAGAGGAAUGGAGCCGAUCAUCUGAUGAGGGAAACAGACAGAAGCUGGUUGGGUACAUGACUACUGAAAUUCUGAUGCUGCUGAAACCUAUGUUCCCAGCUUUUACACGUAUAAUGAUCAUUACGCAGGCCAAAAGUGAAUGGAAAGAGAGCUGAUUUUGUUCUCAACUCCAUGUACUAUGUACGUAGAAGAUGGCACAUUAGCAAGCUUCUGCGCUUGUUUUUCACUUGGAAAGGAUGUCAAGGUGCCCAUGUCUUGUGUCCAUUUUACUCUGUAUUGGUGUACUUUUUGUAGCUGUUAGUAACAUGCUAAUUGUAUUUACAAUUUAGGAGUCAAAAAGAGUGAUCACACCUCUAUAUGUUUAUGUGAUUUGACUUUCACAAA